AUGGGCACCAGGGCGCCGUUGCGCCCGCUCAACGCGCUCACGAAGCACUGCCGGUGCUACUCUGCCCGCGCCACGUCGCCCCACCCGGCCCUCGUCACCCUCCCCUCGUUCCUCUCCGCCUCGGAGCACGACCUCCUCCUCGAGCACUCGCUCCGCCUCCUCGACUCGCCCGCGCGCACCACAGCCGCCGCGCGCAAGAAGCGCCGCGAGUGGGUCAAGGCGCAUCCGGGCUGGGACGGCGGUGCGGCGCCGGCGGCGAGGACGGCGCGGUUCCUGCCGGACGAGGCGACGCUGUGGGAGGAGGGCCACUUUGACGGCGUCAUCAAGCUGUACCGCGAGAUGCUCGUCCGCGACGGGCAGUGGGGCGACGAGGCGCGCGAGGGGACCCCGCUCGCCGCCGCGCUCGACAAGGUCUACUCGCUCCUUCCUCCACCCUCCUCUUCCCCUCCAUCGCCCUCGCCCCGUCCGUCACCGCCCAGUCACCUCAUCCUCCACCUCCUCCACCUCUCGUCGCGCGGCUCGAUCGCGCCGCACGUCGACAACCUCGACGCGUUUGGGCGCACCAUCGCCGGCGUCAGCCUCGGCGGCGAGCGCGUCAUGCGCUUCAAGCGCGUGAGCGACCCGGGAAACGGCGACGACGUCGAUCCGGCGAUGCGAGACGGGCCGAGCGAGUUCGAGGUGCUGCUCGAGCCGGGGAGUGCCUACGUCCAGUCGGAGCCUCUUCGGACGCACUACACGCACGAGGUGCUCGAGACGGCGACGUGGGACGGUCGCCAAGUCGGCGGUACUCAGCGCCUCUCGUUGAUGCUGCGAGAUCGUGUACCAGGAGAUGGGCAGAAGCCGCCGCUCGCCGCCGCGCCUCGCGUCGCUCGAGGGGAGGACUCGGAGCGCUUCCGCAAGCAGUUUUCGUCGUUCCUCGAGGACGACAUCUCGUCCGAGGACAUCGAGGACAUGUACCGGUGCGUCCAAGAACCGCCUCCCUCGCCCUCCUCCUCGUCGUCCUACCCUCUCCACGAGCUCGUCGACGCCGUCACGGCGUCGUCGUCGCUGUCGUCGUGCCGCCCCACCGUCAUGGAGGCCCGCCCAAACUGA
Messenger RNA from Rhodotorula graminis WP1, 1092 nucleotides. RefSeq lists its product as uncharacterized. Lineage: Eukaryota; Fungi; Basidiomycota; Microbotryomycetes; Sporidiobolales; Sporidiobolaceae. The record is from RefSeq and is a predicted model, not a curated record. Gene Ontology annotation, biological process: fatty acid metabolic process; DNA damage response. The transcript is spliced from 4 exons. Bases 1 to 1092 code for a protein of 363 amino acids. Gene Ontology annotation, cellular component: mitochondrial matrix.